This is a messenger RNA of Laccaria bicolor S238N-H82, 1238 nucleotides long. Its product is annotated as 60S ribosomal protein L4. The coding region runs from base 1 to 1095 and encodes 364 amino acids. The record is from RefSeq and is a predicted model, not a curated record. Gene Ontology annotation, cellular component: ribosome; cytosolic large ribosomal subunit. Gene Ontology annotation, molecular function: RNA binding; structural constituent of ribosome. NCBI's taxonomy places the organism in Eukaryota, Fungi, Basidiomycota, Agaricomycetes, Agaricales, Hydnangiaceae. The transcript is spliced from 7 exons. Gene Ontology annotation, biological process: translation.
AUGGCCUCCCGACCCACCGUCAACGUUCGAUCCUCGACUGGCGAGGCCUCAACCUCCCUUCCCCUCCCCGCGGUCCUAACCGCCCCCAUCAGGCUCGAUGUCGUUCAACAGGUGCACAAGAGCAUCGCCAAGAACAAAAGGCAGGCAUACGCCGUCAGCGAAAAGGCUGGCCACCAAACUAGCGCAGAAUCUUGGGGUACAGGUCGUGCCGUCGCCCGUAUCCCCCGUGUUGGAGGAGGAGGAACUCACCGUUCCGGCCAGGCUGCUUUCGGUAACAUGUGCCGUGGAGGUCGCAUGUUCGCACCCACCAAGACCUGGCGCAAAUGGCACGUCAAGGUGAACCAGAACCAGCGCCGUUUCGCUGUUGUCUCUGCCCUUGCCGCCUCUGCCCUUCCUUCGCUCGUCCUCGCCCGUGGUCACCGCAUCGAGCAGAUCGAGGAGGUCCCCUUGGUCGUCGCUUCUGCCACCGAGUCUUUCACCAAGACCAAGGAGGCCGUCGCCCUCCUCAAGGCCCUUCAUGCGUACUCCGACGUUGUCAAGGUCUCCAACUCCCGCAAGCUCCGUGCUGGGAAAGGAAAGUUGAGGAACCGCAGGCACCGUCAGCGCCGUGGUCCCCUUGUUGUGUAUAACGAGGACAAUGGCAUCGUCAAGGCAUUCCGCAACUUGCCCGGUGUCGAGCUGGUCAACGUGAGGAGACUGAACCUCCUCCAGCUCGCUCCUGGUGGUCACCUUGGCCGCUUCGUUAUCUGGACUGAGGGUGCUUUCGCUCUUCUUGAUGAAGUUUCGGUCCACAAGAAGGAUUACUACCUCCCCACCGCCAAGAUCUCGAACCCCGAUGUCACCCGUCUCAUCAACAGCGAUGAAAUCCAAUCCGUCGUCCGCCCCGCUGGCCAGAAAGUCCAGAAGCGCCCCUGGACCCAGAAGAAGAACCCCCUCGUCAACAAGGCCGUUCUCUUCCGUCUCAACCCCUACGCCAAGACCCUGCGCAGGCAAGAGAUCCUCAAGCAGGAGCGUUUGAAGAAGAAGGACGCCAAGAAGCCCAAGCAGCCCAACUCUGCCAACAAGGCGUUCCUCGACAACCUCUUUGCUCCUUAAAAGAAAGAACCACUUGGGAACUUAUGGGGACUGUGUAUGUGUUAUGCUUGACUAGGAUUAUGGCCCCAUUUGUUAUUGCACGCCCCUCACCACCUAUGUUUCUGUGCAUACAUUCAAAAGACAUAUAUGAGUUCUGAUUGGUU